CGACCGCGCUCUUGUCAUCACUGCGCCUCAGUACCGUACCCAAUCUCCGUUUCCACCACGACUGGACUCUGUAGUCCGCAAGUGAAGCAAAUUAUUGUCAAGAGCAAACGUAUUCACAAGCUCAGUGCUCGCCAGCGCGACUGCCAGCACUCCCCAAUGGUUUACUGAUCCACUCCACCACGGCUCUCGGCCAGAACAUUGUCAACCCUACAUUUCACUCCCGUACGAUCGCUGAACACAACUACCGGACACGAUCACCACCGCUAUAGACGAUGGCCACCGACGCUGGGCCGCUCGACGCGGAGCUUCCGGGCCAGGCUCAUGACACCGCGCCCGACGCUGACAACGAUGCCUUCCACGACACCCGCUCUACAACCUCGAAUAUGGGCGACAAGGACGAGGCGGACACAUGCCGUAUAUGUCGCGGCGAAGGCACGGCUGACGAGCCGCUGUUCUACCCUUGCAAAUGCAGUGGCAGCAUCAAGUAUGUCCACCAAGAGUGCCUCAUGGAGUGGCUAUCACACACGCAGAAGAAGCACUGCGAACUAUGCAAGACAUCAUUUCGCUUCACGAAGCUGUACCAUCCCGGCAUGCCGACUCGCAUUCCUACCGCCGUCUUCCUGCGUCGUGCGGCUUUACAUGUGGCGAACAUGUUCUUCACUUGGUGCAGGGGAGUCUUGGUCGCGUCUGUAUGGCUAGUGCUACUACCAUGGUGUAUGCGAGUUGUCUGGCGUAGCCUCUUUUGGGUCGGAGACGGCGGCUGGGCGCCGGACGCAUACGCAGCUGUGCCAGCUGUCGCGAAUCACGUUAAAUCCAUCACGUCUAGUCCCUCUGACCUGGAGGCGGUUCGGUCCUCACUGGAGGCUGCAAAGGCUAAUGGUACAGCGCAAAACCUGACUCUUUCCAAUUUAUUGAUGGCUUCCGUAUCAACAACAGCUCAGCAGCACACUGUCAUCGCAAAUGAACCGCUCUUCUGGACAAUUUUGAAGCGCCUCUUCUUCGGUUGGCCUCAUCCAGUCGCUGCCCUUGCGCCCACUACGUCUAACACUACUGGACUCAACGUUACAACGGAUCCUUUGGGCUUCCGCAAUCCUUCACUCCUGUCUGACGUUCCUUGGUUCCAUUGGUUCAGCUCGCAGGCAGCGAACCGAUUUCUGAUCGAUGUCUUUGAAGGCCAGAUCAUAACCAUGCUGGUGGUCGUUGCCUUCAUCCUGAUAUUCCUGAUUAGAGAGUGGGUCGUUCAGCAACAGCCUGUCAUCAACAUGGUGGCCCUUGGAGGCGACGGUGCUGCACAAGUCGAUCGAGCUGCAGCCCUGGUCCCAGAUGGAGAAGUCGAAGAAGGACCAGAACCACAACACGAAGACAUCGCAGAGCGUGAUGGAGCUGUUGAAACCAACGAGCCUCUCAUUGUAGAGGGAUCGCAAGAGCCAGACCCAAACACAGUUGCGGGUGUGAUGGCGCUUGGAGCUCGUCGUCCCAACGAUUUCCUUCGCAGGCAGCGAGAACGGGCCAGCGAUCUAAUGUUGCAAAACCCCGACUUGCCCUCUGGGUUGAGGGAGACGCUGCGAUCCGAAACGACCGAAGAAGGAAGAAUGCUCUUUGUUGAGAGUUUGUCCAGCGAGCAGGUCAAUCUAAUCAGGAUGAUCUACGACCAGUCAGUGAUUGAUGCAUACGCAAGUUUAGUUGCAGAAGAAGAAGCUGAAUCAAGUUCGACCGAGGCCGCGUUUCCCCCGGCAUCGAGGAACGAGCCAUCUCAGCCCAUUGGCCCGGACGGACUUGAGUCAUCGCAACGACCGGAGAUGCCUACACGAGAUAAGUCUUUCGUUGCAACAGAGAUACGUCGCGGUCUCGAGGAAGGCGUUUCUUGGUCCUUCGACAAUGUACCAGGUUCCUCAGGUGACGCCUCCCCCGGAAUUGUCCCUACUAAUUGGGACGACGAAAAUCCAGGAGCAUCAGCAAAUCACGAACAUGACGCGACUUACUCUGAUAACGAGCCUACUAGCGAAGGCAGUAGUGGAAGUUGGCAGCAGGUGUCCGAUGUCCAUGUGGAAGAGGAUUCCGACCAAGCGCUGGAAGGACGACAAUCACAGGACAAGGGCAAAGGCAGAGCCAACGAUGACUUUGCUCCAGGUCACGAGAACGAUUCUAUGGAGAACUCUGGCGUGGAAGGCUCGGCGGAUGCUGAAGAAGGCAUUCGGGUAGAAACCACGAUGGAUGUCGAUAUUACAGCAGGGCCUCAUGCACAAGAGCAUGAUAUAGAGCAGCAAGACACCCCUACACCGGAUGGUUCGUCUGCGACUACAGACAUGCGCCCGGCGCCAGCUGAAGCCCCCGAGCUAACGAUCCUGGAUAUAAUCAUGGACUGGGUUUACGGCCCCGCAGAUCCUGCGACCCGGCCAGUUGCGGAGGUCUUGAAUGAUGAACAUAUCGUGCGCAAUAUUGAAGAAGAAGCGCCGUUUGUCCCCUUCGCCGGCAACGAGCCCCUCGAGCCUGCCGAUGCAGCCAUCCAGGAUCCUGAAGUCGCUGCCGCUGCUGCCCAAGCCGGUAUUGACGUUAAUGACCAAGAAGCGAUCGAGGAUGCAGAAGACCUAGAAGGUAUUCUUGAGCUCAUUGGCAUGCAAGGACCCCUCGUUGGAUUGUUCCAAAAUGCACUCUUCAGUGCUGUCCUGAUUUCUGCGACCUUGGCUUGUGCAGUUUGGCUACCAUAUUUGUGGGGUAAAGUCGUCAUCUUGUUCAUGGGAAGCCCGAUCUCGCUUUUCAUCAAGCUUCCCCUACAGAUUGUCGCCACUGCGACGGAUUUGGUGGUAGACUUUACGCUCGUGGUAGUUGGUGGUCUCGCAUUUUGGGUGUCCCAGCUGACAUUAACGCUCGUCAAGCUUGUGACUAAGGGUGAAGGGUCUCUUUACCUUGAGAGCUCAAUCCGGCGCCUUUCUGUACCUGCGCAUUCGAUUGUUAAAAACGCUGCGGUGCGUAUCACGGAGGCCCUCCUCAAUUCAUCGCUCUCGACGAGUCCCGGAUAUUUCAGACUAUCCAUUAACUCGCACGCUGCUUUGCGUAGCUUACAAAAUUCGACAUCGUUCGCUCUGAACCAGACGAGUCAUGCGUUUAGCGCUGUGCUUGAGGACGCGCAAACCGAGUCAGCGAUUGGGCUACUCUGGAAAGGAUUGGUUCGCGCGACAAGCGGCGUAGAGGAUCUGAUCCAACAAGGCAGAUACCUUCUCGCCUGGCUGUGGACCUCAAAGUCAUACAAGAUUACUCUCAACAUGAGCCUUGGUAGCAACGAAGCUGUUGCAUCUACGCUAGAGUACUGGACGGCAAAUGAUCGCCUAAUCGCUGUACUUGCAGGUUACACUUUCUUCGCCCUGGCCGGAGCCGUUUAUCUCAGGCGUGGGGCACCGUUCAGCACAUCUCAGCAAGGUCAGAAGAUUGAACGUAUCAUUUCAGAUAUCCUGCAACAAGCGGGCGGCGUGUUAAAGGUGAUUCUCAUCAUUAGCAUCGAGAUGCUAGCAUUCCCACUUUACUGUGGCUUGCUGCUCGACCUCGCCAUGCUCCCUUUGUUCAAGAAUGCGACAGUCUACUCUCGGUGGCAAUUUGCCGGCAAUAGCCCCUGGACAGCUGGCUUUGUACACUGGUUCAUUGGCACUUGCUACAUGUUUCACUUUGCUCUCUUUGUGUCAAUGUGUCGCAAGAUCAUGAGGAAAGGGGUCUUGUACUUCAUCCGCGACCCAGACGAUCCUACAUUCCACCCAGUCCGAGAUGUUCUUGAGCGCAGUGUAACCACCCAACUUCGCAAGAUAGCUUUCAGCGCCCUCGUAUAUGGCGCACUAGUCAUCAUCUGCCUUGGGGGUGUCGUCUGGACCUUGAGCCGCGUUACAUACGGCGUGUUGCCUAUCCACUGGACAACGGAAGCACCGUCUUUAGAGUUCCCGUUAGAUCUACUCUUCUACAACUUCCUCACACCAGUCAUCAUCAAAGCCUAUAAGCCGGGAGAAGGUUUACAUGCGGUGUGCACAUGGUGGUUCAAGAAGUGUGCCGGUGCUCUGCGGUUGUCACACUUUCUUUUCAACGAACGAAUUGAGGAUGAGGAAGGCCACCACAUCAACUCUACUUGGCUCGGCUGGGUUGUCGGCCGCAAGGGCGAUGUCGAUACGCCGCAAACCCAGACAGAGGAUAAAAAGACAGCCGUAGAUGGUGUCGUUGAUGCCUACUUCGUUCGUGAUGGUCGAUAUGUCCGGGCGCCUGCCUCGGACCAGUGCCGUGUGCCCAAGGGGCAAGCUGUCUUUAUCGACGUGGACAGAGAUAAUGUGCGCAAGGACGGGAAUACCGAUGGAGGGGUGCACAAUUCAGACCUGGUGCAGAUGGUCUACAUUCCACCCUGGUUCCGCCUUCGCAUUGCAUGCUUUGUGGUUACCAUCUGGAUCUUUAUGGGCAUGAGUGGGAUCAGUGUCACCAUCAUUCCGCUGAUGUUCGGCCGCUACCUGUUCUCCCUCUUCUUACCUUCAACGGUGGAGAUGAACGACAUCCACGCUUUCUCACUUGGUAUCUACACACUUGGGAGUGUUGCGUACAGCGGAUACCAGCUCUACAAGCUUGCCGCCUCUCUUAACAGGCCCAACGUUUCGCCUCUAGCACAACUACGUUCCGUUGCAGCCACAGCUAGCCGUGUCGGUCUCACGAUUAUCCGUUUCAGCUACGUAUGGACGUCACUUAUUUUCGCCCUUCCUUUGCUGUGCGCGGUCCUCAUCGAGCUCUACUUUCUAAUGCCACUACACGCCUGGAUGGGUCCUAACGAGCCGCAUGUCGUCCACCUGAUCCAGGAUUGGACACUGGGUUUUCUUUAUUCUCGGCUCGCAGCACGUCUCAUUUUUGCGAACCGCAAUACCCGCCCAGCGCAAGCAUUCAAGCAGGUCAUUGAGCGAGGCUACCUCCACCCUAACGCCAGGGUUGCAACACGUUGUUUCGUUCUUCCUGUGCUUGCGCUUUUCACUAUCGCUAUCGCGGUGCCUGCCUCUGUGGCAUGGAUCUCUACUCAUCUGCUACACCGCGGCGCGAAUGAGGCAGUGAAGAAUCAGGUCUGGCGUUACAGUUACCCAGCGGUUGGACUCAGUAUUGCAUUCAUGUUCGCGAGCAGAGUUAUAGCAAGAAUCGUUACUAGGUGGCGACUUAUUGUCAGAGAUGAAGUGUAUCUCAUAGGAGAGAGACUGCAUAACUUUGGCGAGAAGAAGGCGCCUCAGGCGAGACAGGACGCUGACACGCAGUCAAGUGGAGAGGGCAGUGUAGUAACACAGACCCCGCAGGUGGUAGUAGGGUAAUGGAGAAUGGUACCUAAACCUGAUGCAUGGUAGGCGUUACGAAAGGAUACCCAGUCGUUUGGCAUAACAUUCAUUUGUACUUAGUCUUUUUCCCUGCAUAGUAACUACGCUCUUCAAGUAACGAUUCGCUCCCAUCAUGAAUUGUCGCACAAACUAGUUUGGAUUUGAGGAAGGCUGUUUUGACACUCUCACAUGCCAAAGCCUGCGAGAAAUGGCAUGUCUCGGCAGCUGACACCGUCGCACUUAUUAGUGCUGAUUAGACAUUACAGACUGCAGUGUCACGCAAGCUGCAUAAGCUCCUCUUGUAGAACUGUGUGGUAUGAUCUCCAUUCGUAGUACACUUAUACACACGCAAGCUCUCGUCAUGCGCUUACACCCGCAUGCCUGACAACGUGCUGACAAUUAACAUUUCGUGCCGCAUCGUUGCGUCUCUCGGAUCGAGCCGGAAAAAACUGGAUAUCUAAUACGC
Messenger RNA from Boeremia exigua, 5781 nucleotides. RefSeq names its product RING finger membrane protein. The transcript has a single exon. Bases 273 to 5312 code for a protein of 1679 amino acids. The record is from RefSeq and is a predicted model, not a curated record. Gene Ontology annotation, molecular function: zinc ion binding. Gene Ontology annotation, cellular component: endoplasmic reticulum membrane. Lineage: Eukaryota; Fungi; Ascomycota; Dothideomycetes; Pleosporales; Didymellaceae.